CACGAGACUGAGCAAAAUGGAAAAAAUUAUUUCUUUUUUCUAAAGUGCAAAUUUGAACCUGUUAAACGAGAAGAUGCUAGCGAAAAUUGCAAUAUUUGGCGGAAUGGCAGCCAGUUUUGGUGCAUUAUAUUUUGUGAACGGCAUACAGCAAAAGUUCAGAGGUACAGACUAUUACAGAGAGGGGACAUCAUUGCUACGCAAGUAUAAGCCAGCUGUAGAGGCUCUCGGAGAACCUAUCAGAUCAACAAGGCUAGAUCUCACAGAUAUAGAACAUAACUUUGCUGAUGUGUGUAAGGCAAAGCUGGCUGUUCCAGUAAAGGGACCCAAGAACAAGGGAACGUUAUUUGUGUUUGCCAGUAGGAAAGACGCUGGAGAUGAUUGGCAAGUGGACAGACUUGACUUGCAGAUCUUCACAACUCAAAAAAGAUGGCAGUUCUUUGAGCAUACAGCUUCAAAUGACAUUGCAAUAGAUACCACAGCUGAAACUGUAAUUCAGGAUGCAAAAACACUGAAACUCAAUUCAGACUCUAGGGAAAGAACCAGUGCCAAAGCUAAUGAAUCUUCUAUUGAAGAACAAAAUCCUGAUGCUAAAUCAAUAAAAGACGAUAAAGAACAUUUGGUUUAUAUAGAUAAGAAUGAGAGUGUAACUCCUAAUUUAAGCAAUAAGAAAAUGAAAAUUAAUGAUGUAAGAUGGCCCCCAUGGAAUGUUGAAACUAAAUAACACAAUUUAAUCAAAGUGC
Messenger RNA from Owenia fusiformis, 740 nucleotides. The record is from the annotation of a GenBank genome assembly. NCBI's taxonomy places the organism in Eukaryota, Metazoa, Annelida, Polychaeta, Sabellida, Oweniidae.